CCAAACAUCAGCGCCGCCAGGACCGUGCGCUCUCCGGCGCUAGGCAGGCGCUUGGGGCGGGCCCUGCGGGCGGGCUGGCGCGGUCGAUCGUCGCGCGCAGCUUUCUCCAGGCCGAUUCCGAGCAGCCGCGGCCCGCGCCGCCUGGGCUCGGCCCCAUGGCGCGUGGGAGCCGCUCGCUGUGCCUUUAACGGCGGGGGCUGCGCGGCGGGACGUGGCGGUGCGGGGCCUCCGCCGCGAGCAGAUGGGGCGUUGGGGCGCGGGGUGCCGGCGCGCCGGGAGGGCCCCGCGGACGAGCAGCUGACGCGGCCGGCCGCAGCUUGGCCCGGAGCGGGCAGCGCCGAGAUGGCGAAAGCUCUGCGCCCAGUGCAGCUAGCUAUGGGAGCAGACCAGGUUGUUCAUGACUUUAUCCAACUGGGCCUUGAAAACUCCAAAAAAUGAAGAUUGCACAAUUCUGAGGAGCUGCUUCAAUGAAUGUUCUUCUGUGGAAAACGUUUUUCCUUAAAGCUGCUGGCCUACGCAGAUUCAUUGGUGAUCAGUGGCACAUGCAGAACAUCCUCAAAGACUCUGUGGAGAGCUCUGAUGAUGAGUUCUUUGAUGCUCGAGAAGAGGUGGUGGAAGGAAAAAGUGCUAUUCUCAUUGGCAUGAGCCAGUGGAACUCAAAUGACCUUGUUGAGCAGAUAGAAACAAUUGGGAAGCUGGAAGAAAAUCAAGGUGAAGAGUCUGUGUUUUGCUCAUCUGGCUUUCUACAGGAAAAGCAACGUGAAUUGUACAGAGCCUCUUUAAGAAAACAAAGGUUACCUGCACAAGGCAGUAUUGAAAUACAUGAGGACAACGAGGAAGGAGUUCAACACCAGAAAUGCAAAACUCGUGUGCUAAUUCUGAUCCUACAUGGAGGGAGCAUCUUAGACACUGGGGGAGAGGAUCAAAGCAGCAAGCUGGCAGACAUCAGCACUUUCAGUUCUGUGUUUGAGAAGGUGACCCAAGCCCAUUUCCCUGCUGCUUUGGGCCACAUCUUAAUCAGACUUGUUCCCUGCCCAGCAAUCUGUUCAGCAGCCUUCUCUCUUGUUUCCAACCUAAAUCCCUACAGCUAUGAUGAAAGCUGUCUCAGCAGCAGUGAAGACCACAUCCCACUGGCUGCUUUGCCCUUGCUGGCUGUUUCAUCCCCCCAGUACCAGGAUGCAGUUGCCAUGGUGAUCAGUAGAGCAAACCAAGUUUACAAUGACUUUCUCAAAUCUACAGAUGGAGUUGGCUUUAAUGGGCAGGUGUGUCUCGUUGGUGACUGCAUUGGAGGAAUUUUGGGGUUUGAUGCCAUCUGCUAUAAUACUAAUAGAACUGAUGAGAGUCAGAACAGUAGUAGGAGAGGAAGCAUCAACAGCAUCCAGGAUAAUCCCCUUUUAAUAGAGGACUUCAGUCUGGGUGGCGGAAAACACCUGAGCAAAAGCAGUAUUGACAUCUCAGAAAUCAUGGAGGAUGAGGAGCCAAGACAUCUGUUGCCUAGGAAACAGAGUGACUCAUCCGCCUACGACCGUGAUACUAUAACACAACAUCAUGCUUUCCUGUCUAGCAUCCACUCAAGUGUGUUGAAAGAUGACGCAGACUUUCUUCCUGUGAAUUCCAGUCUCUCAGACGUAAACAUGGGCCGGUUUGAUUUUGAGGUGUCUGACUUCUUCCUCUUUGGAUCGCCACUUGGUUUGGUGCUGGCCAUGAGGAGUACUGUUCUGCCGAGCCUGGAUGUUUGUCAGGUUCGCCCAGCCUGCAGCCAAGUGUACAGUUUCUUUCACUCUGCUGACCCAUCUGCCUGCAGACUUGAACCAUUGCUGGAGAAAAGAUUCCAUCUCCUGCCUCCAUUCAGUGUCCCACGAUACCAGAGAUACCCACUGGGGGAUGGAAGUUCUCAUCAGUUAGGUGAUGCUAUCCAAAACUACAGUGCUCUGUUCCUUGAGAACAGCUCUUUGAACAUAACUCACUCUCAGGAGAGUUCUGAAUCUCCAAACACAUCUCAGCACCAAGAGAGAAGGUUGAGCUUGGCCAGCACAAACAGUGAAAACUCAGGGUCAGCAGAGAGCUUGUCAUCUGCAUGCCUCACCAACAUUACUGCCAAGUGGUGGGGAACAAAGCGGAUUGAUUAUGCCUUGUAUUGUCCAGAUGUCCUGACAGCGUUUCCAACUGUGGCCCUGCCACAUCUUUUCCACGCCAGCUACUGGGAAUCAACAGAUGUUGUGGCAUUCAUUUUAAGACAGGUAAUGAGGUAUGAAAAUGUAAAUUUCAAAGAAAAUGAUAGCCUGGAUCCAGCAACACUAAGCCCAUCCAAUCCACGAGAAAAAUGGCUACGCAAGAGGACACAUGUCAAAUUGAGAAAUGUGACUGCUAAUCAUCGAGCAAAUGAUGUAAUUGCUGCAGAAGAUGGACCUCAGGUACUAGUUGGACGCUUUAUGUAUGGGCCUCUGGACAUGGUAGCUUUAACAGGUGAAAAGGUUGAUAUCUUCAUAAUGACUGAGCCAUCUUCUGGUAGGUGGGUGUAUUUUGACACAGAGAUAUCCAACAGCAGUGGCCGGAUAUCCUACAGCAUACCCAAACAGAGGAGACUGAGAGUUGGUGUGUAUCCCAUCAAAAUGGUGGUCAGAGGUGACCAGAGCAGUGCCACGAGCUACCUGACUGUGUUGCCCCGAGGAAUGGAAUGUGUUGUAUUCAGCAUUGAUGGUUCAUUUGCAGCAAGUGUUUCGAUAAUGGGAAGUGACCCUAAAGUCCGAGCUGGGGCCGUUGAUGUUGUAAGACAUUGGCAGGACCUAGGAUAUCUGAUUAUCUAUAUCACUGGCCGUCCAGAUAUGCAAAAGCAGCGUGUGGUUUCAUGGUUAUCUCAACACAACUUCCCUCAAGGAAUGAUCUUCUUCUCUGAUGGACUUGUUCAUGACCCACUGCGACAAAAGACUAUUUUUCUACGGAAUCUCAUGCAAGAGUGCCACAUCAAAAUCUGUGCUGCGUAUGGUUCAACAAAGGAUAUUUCCGUUUACAAUGUCUUGGCUCUGUCACCAUCCCAGAUCUACAUAGUCGGGCGAUCAACAAAGAAAUACCAGGCACAGUGUCAAUUCCUCAGUGAGGGUUAUGCAGCCCACUUGGCCUCACUGGAGUUCAGUCUUCAUUCGCGACCCAAAAAGAACAACUCUCGGAUGAUCUUGAGAAAAGGCAGCUUUGGCCUCCACUCUCAACCUGAAUUUUUGCGCAAGAGAAACCAUCUCCGCAGGACUAUGUCUGUACAGCAACCUGACCCACCUUCUUCGAACCCCAAACCAGAGCGUGCCCAGAGCCAGCCCGAGUCAGACAAAGAUCAUGACAGGCAUUUGCCCUCCAUUGCUUGGGUUAGGGGUGGAGUCCACAAAUUUGAAUCUGUUCCCUAGGAAGCCUGAGGCUGUAGAUUUUGGAUGCCCUCCAUUUAACUUGUAGUCAUGCCUCAAAGGUAGUAUUUAGGCAUCCUCAGACUAGGAGGUGUAGAGUGGAAACUGUACCUCAGAGUCUUCCCUGCUCUGGUAAAUGCCUUCUGACACCAACCAGGGAACUUCCAGUUUGUUCUCUUGACGUAUUAGGAAAUUUUAAAACAAUCUAAAACUAUCCCAAGUGCUUAAAACAUUAAAGCAACAGGAAAAAAAAAUAGUCUCCAGUUAUUUUUUACAACAGAUACAAUAAAAUGUGCAAUAAGAGAAAAAGCUGCCACAGGCUUUUUACUCAAAAGGAGGACUGUAGUAUCAACUAACUAGCUGCACCCAAAACAAUACAAACAGUAGAUCCCAUAGGUUACAGAGAAAGUUUACACUUAAAACAUGAAAUAGUUUCAUCUGUUGCCAGUUCACUUUUGAUAAAGCGAUGCAUUUGUAAGGGAAGCAGAGGUGAGAGUACAACAAUUGGGUCAUCAGAAUUUGUACAGCAAGAUGCUUUUUGGGUGCCUUAAGCCCAAGAUUUCCUUUCAGCUUAUACUGUUGGUCAACAGAUGCUAAUAUAGGCACUCAUGUUGUAUAAGGUGCUGGACAUCAAGUAAAUAGAACUCUGCCUGUGAACCAAAUUGUAAAUGUUUAAUGUUAGGAAUAAACAUCUCUGCCACAGUUUGAAGUAGUUAGUGUUGCUGUAUACAAAGUGAUGUGCAAAUGUACACAACAGUGUGAUUUUUGUGAAACUUGGUGACUGUGUAAAAUGUGUGAACUGCGUGUAAGGAGAGGUCUCUGACCAUUUCAGUCUGAGACACAGAUCCUAAGAUGGAAGCCUUAAGGGAGCCUUUUUACUAAGGGGUCUGCAAACUGCAGAGCAGUCACUUUUUCAAUUAUUCUAACUAGAAUCUUUAAACUGCAAGAUAAAAAAGUAAUAAAUGAUAAUGGAGUAAAUUAUUUACCUUCUUAGGCUUUACAGCAAGUGCUCUGCUAAGACAAUCUAUAGCAAUCAAAAUUGCAACCGUUGAGCUUCAAAGAAUGGAGGUGCCAAAUGUAUGUUUUCCUUCUGAUUUCUCUUAGAUCUCUCAGUGAACUUAUUAGAAGUAAAAUGUGUGAAGUUUUCCCUAAGUGAUAAUAGUUCUAAUCUAAAUGUUGUAGUUAGUUUAACAUAGCUGCAGUUUGCUGGUUCUUUAUGCAACUAUUUCCACUACGCUAAAUUCACCAAGAUAACUUUUGUGAUAGAACUGAUGCAUGUUUCAAAACCUGCAGUGAAGUUGCUAGAGCACAAAAACUGUUUUCUUUUAAAGUUAAAAUCAGACUGUUGGCCCUGAGAAUGCUUGAAGUCAACAGGUGAUUUCUUAAGCUAUUUCUGGAUUUGGUUUGUUUUGACUUCUCUCCCUCUCCUCCAGUUUUUUGGCACCAGGGGGAGGAUGUUGUCAUCUCCGCCUUCCCUUUUAGGUUUUCCUAAUAUAUAGCUGGGACAGAAACAAGCCUGCUGGUUAAUGAUUUCAAAAUCAGUAUGUAAAACAAAGAAGGAAUGCAAUGGAAAACUAUGAUGACAGUGCAAUAACUCCCUUUCCCAUAAAAGUUUCAGUGUGCUUUUUGAAGGACAGUUACGUGGCUUUUGUCUUAAAAGGCAGCCAGCAAACUAGUACAUAAAUGGUGAAGUUUGCAUUGUUUUUUUAAGCUUAUCGCUUGGCAAGUUUCUUAGUUACCUAUUCCAGACAUCCUGAAAGAUUUCUGGCACAUCAGUUGUUUUUUAUAAUGCUUCUUUUUUUUUUUUGCUGAAUAUUUAGGAAGGAUAUUAAGACUUUAGUAGUUUGCAUUCAUUAGGAAGAGGUAACUUACGUUACUGGAGGCUGGGGUUUCUAUGCUCUGCUGUCAAGGUAGUCAGCUGCAAAAGCUUAAUGAACUACGCUGAAGCAGUCUUCAUGUUUACAAAAGUUUUCUGAGUAAUUUCACAGCUCUAAGCCACAAAUUUGAAGUAGUUUUCAGUGUUCUGUCAUGGUCCACUGUGUUUUUUUUAAUUCUGAUUGUGUCCAUUUCUUUCUGUAGCCUCUGCAGCUAGGAGGAGAUUGCGCAAGGUAUACCAGAGAGUGUACUCUAUCUUCCUCCAGUCAGUUCACUGCUUGCACAGGUACUAGAGAAGGUGUUAGAGCAGUGAAGGCUACUUAUUGUACUGAUGAGGUUUUCUUUCCUGUUGCUGAUCUAGGAAAGAAAAAAAGCAGGUAGCAAAAAUGCACAUCUGAUGUUUAUAUCUGUGCUUCUUUCCUGUCAAAUCUAUCUUGCUUUAACAGGUAGCGACAAAAAAGAUGCCCAGAGUACAUCCUCUGAAAAGACUAGCCACAGUAGCCCAGUGUAUGACCAAUGUGUAAUUGAUAUUGCAGAGCAGUCUUGGCAGCCUCCUAGGAAAACAAACAUUCUUUCUUCUUGUGUUGCGAUGACUGUCAGUUUUGACUCUUGCCCAAUGGAAUAUAACUACUUGGAGCAUGCUCUUGGUUGAUGGUUUUAAAUAGCUGAAUGAAUUGAAAAGUGGAGGAACGCAAAGGGCAAAUUUGGAAUUUGCUUAGAGGACCUAAAGUCAACACUGACUGCAGAAUGUGAGCUUACUUCCUUAAGCACUGGGUGCUGGGUAGGAUGUCUCCUCAUAGUAAUCACUAUACCCACUAGUAUUAGCAAAACUAAUUCUGCUUUAGCUGUCUACCUCUGCCAGCCAGGAGAUGCCAAAAUCCAUUUUCUGAUUUCAGUUGCUAUCAUAGAAAGACCUACUUCCUUUCAAAAGAGAGAUCUGUGUGUUAUUCUGUGACUGUUGUUAAAAGACUUUGCAUCUGAAUACAAGGUUAGAUAAAUCUCCCAGGCUAUUUAUUUUUUUUUAGCUACUGUGUUGGUUUCUAUGUAUGUAUAUAAAGUAUAUUAUGAGCUAAAAGUAGUAAAACAAAUGAUAUUAUUUGUGUUUGAUUUAAAGCAGUAACAAUUUCAGUCUCUAAACAUAGUACUGAAAUUCAGCUGGAAACAUUUUCCCAAGCUUCAUUUCCUACAGGAGCUGAUGUGGUCGUUGCAUAAUGCCAACACUGCUUAAUGCUCAAGGAUAGAAUGGUUUAUCGCCUGAUAGCUUGCCUCUGAGCACUUUGACAAAUAGUGAUGCAGGCAUCAGUUUGGAGUCUAAGGCUUUGGAGUUUAAGGCUUCAUGCUUAUUUGGAGCUUAUCUUCACAAACAUCAGAUGUAUUUCUUCUGAAAGCACUAGCCAGCUGCCACUAAAAUGGUACAAAACUUUUGUUUGGAGAUAAGACUAUGAAAGAGGUAGUAGUGAUUUAGGCAUCUCACAACUAAGUUGGCAGUUCAGUGCUCUGCAGCUGUGACUGGGGACUUCAAUUACUUUGAAACCCUAGGUUUGGGGGUUUUUUUGGCCUUUUUUUCACCAGUUAUAUUUGGGACAAUCCCUCAUGAAGCACUAGUUUUUCACAGCAUAUUUUUUUAAUCCCAUUUUCUCCUGGAACAUUUGCUUCUAGUCAGAGCUCUGGUUUUAUACUUUGUCUACAUAAAACCGCAUGUGGCCGUUCACGGGUAUUCACUUUGCAUUUGGAUUACAGUUUCACUUCAGUUAUCGCAGAGAUUUAGUUGUCCUAAGCAGGCCAUUCACUGAGGUUGAGCAUGAUCUUACAGUAUUUCAGUUGUCUAAUUACACCCCUCCUCACUGCUGCAUUCUCUGUACAUUCAGCUUUCUUUAACCUUACGGGCUGUGGAAGUGUUGAAGCCUCUCCACAGAAGGGAAACAGGCAGAGAAGCUGUAUAUUACCGAGAAGCGCUUAACGCUUGAUCUGCUGUAUAGAAGAAGCAGAAUUGAAACUGUGAAACACAAAGCUGUUAUUUCAGUGAGUGAGUGCUGAAGUGGUAAUACAAAUCAAUACAAAGUAGGCCAUACUUGAAAGCGCUUACUUCUCUGCCUUGUUGAUGUAUACCCAGUUUUAAAUUACUGUAUUAAAUCAAACAAAAAAUUAAAAAAAAAAACUGUGUUCAGUAGCCAUUUUAGACUUAUCGAAAUAUCUGAGAUAUUGUGAAAGCACACAUUUACACUGUGGUGUAUUUUGUAUGUGUGUAACUAUUGAAAGCUACCUUAAGUGAAGUUCUAUUUCUGCUUUCACAGCAAAAUUGUAAUUUUUUUUAACAGUGGCUGUUUCUUCAAUUAAAAAAAAGUAUUUGCA
Messenger RNA from Numida meleagris (helmeted guineafowl), 7619 nucleotides. It is a transcript of the gene PITPNM3, whose product is annotated as PITPNM family member 3. The transcript has 21 exons. Gene Ontology annotation, cellular component: cytoplasm. The record is from RefSeq and is a predicted model, not a curated record. Gene Ontology annotation, biological process: phospholipid transport. NCBI's taxonomy places the organism in Eukaryota, Metazoa, Chordata, Aves, Galliformes, Numididae. Gene Ontology annotation, molecular function: phosphatidylinositol binding; metal ion binding; phosphatidylcholine intramembrane carrier activity. Bases 468 to 3395 code for a protein of 975 amino acids.